Molecule: messenger RNA, 5781 nt
Organism: Erpetoichthys calabaricus (reedfish)
Lineage: Eukaryota; Metazoa; Chordata; Cladistia; Polypteriformes; Polypteridae
Gene: itga5
Product: integrin, alpha 5 (fibronectin receptor, alpha polypeptide)
Exons: 30
Coding region: 194-3358 (1054 amino acids)
Biological process (GO): cell adhesion mediated by integrin; integrin-mediated signaling pathway; angiogenesis
Cellular component (GO): external side of plasma membrane; integrin complex
Molecular function (GO): integrin binding
Source: RefSeq, a predicted model, not a curated record
GGAAAGUGUAUGUGAGAAAGACAGAGAAAGAGUCGGGGGAAAGGUUCUGCCCUACUGUGCUUUUUUUUGUUUUAAUUUAUUAGUUUAAUUAUUUUUUUUUUUUUGCACUGAAAGCGAGACAUGGAAAAGCGCUGCUAGCAUACGGGUAUCGCGACGCAGCUGCCGGAUUAAUCAAGUGACAGGAGCCGCAGCGAUGGAGAGACGCGCCAGGCAAUACUUGAAAACUUGCGCCCACUUACGCCUGGCCCGACUAUGCUUGUUCACCACUGGGUUAGCGCAAUUGUGCGCUGGAUUUAACUUGGACGUGGAUCAUCCGAGUGUAUAUACCGGUCCCGAGGGUAGCUAUUUUGGCUUUUCGGUGGAGUUUUACCUUCCAAAUGCAUCCAGGUUUAGUGUUCUUGUUGGGGCACCCAAAGCCAACACCAGUCAGCCCAACAUAACAGAAGGUGGAGCGGUAUUCUUCUGCCCCUGGAAUCAGCACCAACAUGCCAACAGCAGCUGCCAGGCCCUUGAGUUUGACACCAAAGGAAAUGAUUUCAGGAUGAUUGUGAAUACAUCUCAACAGAUGGAGUUUAAAUCCCAUCAGUGGUUUGGUGCUACUGUCCGCUCUCAUGGAGAUUCCAUACUGGCCUGUGCCCCACUGUACCACUGGAGAACGUGGAAAGAAAUCGCUGCAUCUGAUGUCACAGGCAACUGCUUCCUGUCCAUCGGCAACUUUAGCCACCUUGUGCAGUAUGCGCCAUGUCGUUCAGAUAUGGAUGGCCCCCAAGGACAAGGCUACUGCCAAGGUGGCUUCAGUGCAGAUUUUACAAAGAGUGGUCGCGUUGUUCUUGGAGGACCUGGAAGUUACUUUUGGCAAGGUCAGCUGCUGUCGGCCAGUCAGGAGAACAUUGUGAAAGCCUACUUCCCGGACUACUUCAUCCUGCCAGUGAAGGAACAGCUUCACACACGCCAAGCCCAAUCUUCCUAUGAUGACAGCUACCUCGGUUACUCUGUGGCUGUGGGAGAGUUUACAGGAGAUACUGAUGAAGAUUUCGUCACUGGGGUACCCAAAGGAGCCAUGCUGUUUGGCUACGUGGCCAUUCUUAAUGGAACCAACAUAAAGACCGUCUCAAAUAUUUCCGGCACUCAGAUGGGGGCCUAUUUUGGUUACGCUGUUGCGGUGACAGACGUGAACAGUGAUGGGUUUGAUGACCUACUAGUGGGAGCGCCCAUGUUCAUGGUCAAGGGACCCAAUGGCCAGUUUGAGGAAGUGGGCCAGGUGUCUGUCUUCUUACAGGAUGGACCCCUGAGUUUUAACUCUGAUCCCCAGGUGCUGACUGGCACACAGGUCUACGGCCGAUUUGGGAGUUCUGUUGCACCUCUGGGUGAUCUGAACCAAGAUGGCUACAAUGAUGUUGCACUUGGCUGCCCAUUUGGUGGAGAACAUCAGCAAGGUGUGGUCUACAUUUAUAACGGGCAUGCUGGAGGACUGAUGGACACACCUUCACAAGUCCUCAUAGGCCAGUGGGCCUCCACCAACUUGCCUCCCAGCUUUGGAUUUGCCAUUCGUGGAAAUAAAGACCUGGAUGAGAAUGGCUACCCAGAUCUCCUUGUUGGAGCUUUUGGGGUAGACAGAGUUUCGCUGUACAGAGCUCGCCCAAUUGUUAACGCCAGUGCCACCCUUCUCAUCACCCCAAACAUGCUGAACCCCGAAGAGAAGUCUUGCUUUAUUCCUCAGACCUCGCAUGUGGUGUCUUGCGUUAUCCUCACUUUCUGUCUUACAGCCAAUGGGCGACACCUUCCUCACGAUAUUGCGUUCAGUGUGGACUUGCAGCUUGACCAAAGGAAACAGAAAGGAGCAGUUAGGCGGGUGAACUUCCUGUCCAACAGGCAGCCCAGCCUGCAGCAGACAAUCAAUGUGCAGAAUGGAGCGGCCGAAACCUGCCGGGAAAUGAAGGUCUACCUCAAGGAUGAAUCAGAGUUCCGAGACAAGCUCUCUUCCAUUUACGUUACCCUGAAUUUCACCUUGGAUCCUCACGCCCCCGCCGACCGACAUGGCCUCCAGCCCAUCCUCAACUAUCAGACUCAGCAGCUCAUUGAGCAGAAGGUUCAGAUUCUGCUCGAUUGUGGUGAGGAUAACAUCUGCGUCCCAGAUCUCAAGCUGGCAGUUCAUGGGGACCGUAAAGAGGUGUACCUUGGUGAUGACAAUUCCUUGACUUUGACUUUCAACGCCCGCAAUGAAGGUGAAGGUGGUGCUUAUGAAGCUGAGCUGUAUGUGGUCCCACCUCCAGAGUCUGAAUACAUUGGGAUUGUACGCAACAAUGAGUCUCUCUCUGAACUGACCUGUAGCUACGAGAUGGAGAAUCAGACCAGAGUAGUCAUCUGUGAUUUGGGCAACCCAAUGAAGUCCAAGACCAGCCUAUGGGGUGGUCUCCGCUUUAAAGUUCCACAUUUGAAGGACAAGAAGAGGACGGUGCAGUUUGAGUUUCAGAUCCGCAGUAAGAAUGAGAACAAUUCAAGAAGCGAACUGGUCCACUAUACACUUGACGUGGCUGUGUCGGCUGCAGUCUCAUUCUUGGGAGCAUCACACCCAGAAAAUGUAGUUUUCCCUCUGGUCAACUGGAAAGCAACCAAGAAUCCCGAGAUGGAACAGGACAUAGGGCCAUUGGUCCAGCAUGUGUAUGAGAUGACCAACAAAGGUCCAAGCCUAAUAAGCCACACCAUUCUGAAGGUGAACUGCCCAGUUAAGCUGCACAGUCACCAUCUGUUGUAUCCUGUAGAGAUCAUCACACAAGGCCCUCUCAACUGUAGCACCAACGCCUCCAUAAACCCUUUCCAGGUUAAGCUAAGCCACUCCGUCACUGAGCAGACGCCCACUCUAACUCCGAGUCCUGAGCACUUCAUCCAGAAGAGAGAUGUAUCCCGUGAAAUCCUGUCUGAACUGGACACGCUGACCUGCGCCCAAGCGCAAUGCCUGAGGUUGAACUGUGUGGUGGGCCUUUUGGGUAAAGACUCCAGCGUGCUCCUGAAGGUGCGAUUCCGACUCUGGGCAGAGACGUUUAUCAAGAGAAAGCUUCGGCCUUAUGUAUUGGAAUGCCAGGCUUCUUAUGACGUACUCCAGAUGCCCUAUGAAAUCCCACCAAGCAGUCUACCCAGUGGAACAAUUCAGAGAAGCACUUCGGUGGUGUGGGCGAAGCAGGACAAUGACCACUCGGUUCCCCUUUGGAUCAUCGUUCUGGCUGUCCUGGCGGGGCUGCUCCUCCUGGCACUUCUCAUCUAUGUGCUUUAUAAAGUGGGUUUCUUUAAACGCUCUCUGCCCUAUGGAACAGCAAUGGAGAAGGCCCAACUCAAGCCCCAAGCUGCAUCAGAAGCCUGAAAAAAAAUACAUAGAGAGGCAAGACAAAGAGUUCUUCAGUCAGUUAAAACUGCCGACAUUGGAGAGAGAGAAACAGAUGAGUGAAAAGACAAAUCUGCUGACCACCUCGACUACUUGGACUAUUCUGACAUUUUUUUUAAAUCAUUCUUUAAAUAAUUGGGUAUUUUUAAUAUUUUUUAUUUUUUCAACAUUUCAGUUGGUCUCUCGGCCACCAGCUUAUGUUGCUAGUUUUCUUGUCGGCUUUGGCUGUAAACCACUUGAGGAUUUCUUCUUUGACACUCCACUCCUCCAAAGCUUCAUCCUACUUGACCCCACAGCCUGCAAAAAGGGGAUUCUUUGGUGCUACAAGGUUGGGGGAAAUCUGGAAAUCAGACCACCUACUAGACAUUGCUGGAUCUUUGGACUCGGAGGGGCCACCUGAACCCUACCUCCUCCUCCUCCUCUUCUGGCUGCCAGCUUCAGAUUCUUUAAAACUGAAAUCCUCCAUGGCUGUCAUAAUUUAUAUCCCUGGUGUGUCCCUCUGGACUGUUGAUUUCAGUUUAGACCAGAAUGUGACGACUCGGCUCACCAUAAUGGGGGUCCCCUUAUUCUUUUUUUGUUUUGUUUUUUUUUUUAAAGUUGUGGCCUGGACUCUAGUACACUUGGAUGCAGCAUGGACAAGGGAGUUCACAUUUUCCCCAGCUUUUUUGGACCAAUGUUUCUUUGCAUUUGCUUCUUUCUGCCAUUGGAAGUUUGGUGAAUUAAACACUGAAGGGGAGGGCGGUGGGAAUUGGGAAAUCUCAAUUGGACCCUGAUUUGGGAGGACAAGUCCACCAGAGAAUGAAUGUGCUUGAAUGGGGUGAGGGGGGGGGGGGGGGUCCAGAAUAUAACUUCACACUUGGGCACUGGUUUAACGGCAGAGCUGGUCUUUAGUGGACACUGCCAGAGAACGAAGGGGGGGGGACAGACUACAUUGAUGUGAAAGGGUCCAAGUGCUCAAUUAACUAAUGUGCCUUCUUUGGUGGGAAUAUAUUUAAUUGGAGUGGAGUGUCGGGCUCACUGUAGACAAGGGAGGGGCCACUCAUGCAGUGCACGGCCCCCCCUUUAUUGUAUUUCCCAGACCUACAAAUAGUCUAAAACCCCUGCCAUCUAUGUAUGAUUUGAAGUGUUCUCAAGUUUCCAUAUUGAAUGUGCAAUAUUUUCCUGCCUUUAUUUUGAUGAAGGCUGCAGUCACGAGGACUGACUGGGGGUCUUUCUUUUUUUUUUUUUUUUUUUCUUUUGCACUGUUCCAGGCUAUCCUUUGAUUCGCCUUCACCCCCUGAAACCAAACCCUAAUGCGGUAUGGGUGGGGUGGGGGGAGAGGAGGGGUCCGCCUGCAAAUGGAGCUCACAAAGUCUCUCCCAAGUCCUCGAACCUUCCGAAUUUAUUUUUUUUGCCCCUUGACCAAACCACCCCACCCCUUUCUUCAUUCCCUCCCUCCCAAACCUCUAGCUGUAAAUAUAUUUUAGGUAAGGGAUAAUUUUAAAUUGUGUGUGAUUUAAUUAUAAUUUUAUUAUUGCUCUUUUUUUUUUCUAAACUAUGCAUAAAAUACUCAAGAAUGUAUUUGAAUUUUAUCUCCCCAUAUUGGGUGAUAUUUUACUGUUGACAAGCAUCUAAAACUUUUAUUUUUUUUUUUUUUUAAAUAAAGCAGAAUGAGACUGUGCCUGAGGGCCAAAGCUGGCCACAGUACUAAAGGUGUUAAGAAGUCAUUUUGAUAGGCAAUAAUAAAGUUACGUCUUUUAAUAAAUGGACGGCAGGAUGUUUUAAAGGUCAAUCACUUUUGUUGUGGUUGGCCACUCUUUUCAAUCUUUCAUUGGUCAGACACAGCCAAUCAGGUAGCGGUAAUGCACAUGCCAAAAAUAAAGACUGGCCAGUCCCACCUGGACUAAAUUCCCUAACUGGCAUUUGAUUUGGCAUAUGGAGGACACAUCUUGUAAGCUCAGAAUGGUAUUGGCCAUCCCUAAGGAGACUAAACCAUAAAGCCAAUUACACUUUUAAACUUAUUAUUAAAAGGGCAGACUUUCUAGCUGGUAUGAAUGAAGAGCAGAAAUCCUGGCAGGUUAAUUUCUGUGCCACCCUUCAUGAAUUGCUCACCACUUUGUCCGCACUAGCAGGCAUUUGAACCCCUGUUUGCACACCUCUUCCUCCUUUUCUGUACCAGGCUGUGUUGGGAGGUUGAGUACAUGCAAACAGGUGAAGAGGAACACUAAGCUGGCCUGGCGGUGCCCCCCUUGUGUCCUUGUGGUCACGCUGCUGUGCUGCCAGCUUCACCUCAGCCCUCCUCUCUCAUUCUGCUUUUUGUGGUCUUGGCAACUGUAUGAAUGUGUAGUCUGUAUGUAGAAAUUGUUCCUUUUUUAUGAUUUUACACAAGUGCCUUUUAAAAAUUAAAAUCUGGGGAAGAUAAA